CAGGAACCCUCAGCACCCAGGCGCCAGCUCCUUACAACUUGGGAGGAUUUGUCCUUGCAAGACAAACGGGAGCAUCGUGGGGGAUGCGGGAGUAGUAGUAGUUGUGGUACUAGUGCUCGCAUGAAGUGGGCAGACCUGCCACAAGUAGUUCUACGUAUUCUAUUUGAGGACAUCGAGCUGGGUAGCAGAUGGUUGACGUAGCAGUUCCACGGCGAAGUCUUCUCUCGAUCGAGCUGCAGUACCCAACGCAAGAGUAUCUUCGUACUCGUGCUAAUUUUUGCAGUUUUUACUUGCAUACACAAAUCUAGUGGGCCACUACUCGUACUAAAAUUUUUUGCACCGAUGAGUAGUGGCUUGAGGUUUAGGUAAAUCCGGCGCACAAAUUCAAUUUGUAAUGCUCACCCAAUUUGUAUUGCAAAUUGUACUAGUGCGAUGCUCUUACUUUUGCAAUUCAUAGGCCGACGCGCCAAACUUCCGCUCAGGGACGAGGAGCACGGCAAGAAGAAGAAUGAUUCUAAGAAUCACGAUGGAGCAAGAGCUAUCCUGCGUAAAAUCGUCCGCAGCCCAGAGUCAGUUCUUCUCACGUAGAUUUGGAGUGACAGGAAAACUUAUGAUACUUAUGAUGCGCACCCUCCUCCAUGAGAGGCAUUUAUUUCCAGUCGUGUCUCGGCAUUUGUAAUGCUGUAAACAGGAUAUCAGAGUGAUGGGGAUGGCUUUGUGAUGCGGCUGCACUUGCUAACCUGCAUUGCAAUAUUUGUAUUACAGAGCGAAACUACUUACUUGUCAUAUGUGACUGCCAAAGCCAAAACUUGUGAAUUUGUGUGGCGAGAUCCCCAUCUUCCUUUCUUGACUCUGGGGCGGGGGCGUCGCUUUUACACGGGAUAUUCACUACAGGAACUGUUUUUAUCCACGGGAAGGAGUUGCUGAAAGUUGAACCAGAUCGCCACGACCACGACCUCCGACGGAGUUGUACAGCUCUGCGGUGUCUACACGACCCGCGGAGGGCGACCCAGUUCCUCUUCCUGGGGAUGAAAAAUAAUGUCAACUGUUUGGGUAGUAUCGACACGCUACUAAAUCCGACGAGAGUCGCAGGUUUGAUAAUAUACUUGCGAUCGAACAAAAAUUUGCACAAGGAGAAGCACGAUGAGCGAGCAGAGCCACCCCUUUUGUGGUAG
Amoebophrya sp. A120 is the source of this 1175-nucleotide messenger RNA. NCBI's taxonomy places the organism in Eukaryota, Dinophyceae, Syndiniales, Amoebophryaceae. The record is from the annotation of a GenBank genome assembly.